Molecule: messenger RNA, 1599 nt
Organism: Exophiala spinifera
Lineage: Eukaryota; Fungi; Ascomycota; Eurotiomycetes; Chaetothyriales; Herpotrichiellaceae
Exons: 4
Coding region: 1-1599 (532 amino acids)
Biological process (GO): amino acid biosynthetic process
Molecular function (GO): aspartate kinase activity
Source: RefSeq, a predicted model, not a curated record
AUGACAUCCGAUAUCGUCUCGAAUGGUGUUGAUUGCCCAACUCCUCUCACGGCCGCCACUCCUCUCACAGACAGGGCAACCUCACCCAAUCCAAGUUCCACCAAUGUCCUGAAGUUUGGCGGAACCAGUGUUGGCAAGUUUCCACUAGACAUAGUGAAUGUGGUCAAGUCGAGCUCGGUCGACAACAAUGUCGCGAUUGUCUGCUCCGCGAGAUCGAGCAACACCAAAGCCGCGGGCACCACGAACCGUUUACUGCGAGCCGCGGCUGAAGCAGAACAUCACAGAGAAUUUAAACAUUUAAUCGAGGAGGUGCGGCAGGACCACAUUGAGACGGCCGAGUUCUACAUCAACUCAGACAAAAUCUGCUCCAGAUUAAAAGCGGAGAUCGAAGAAGAAUGUUCUUUGGUGGUACGAAUACUGGAGGCUGCCCAAACGCUGGGCGAGACCAGCCCCAGGUCAAGAGACAAGGUCAUGAGUACAGGUGAAAAAUUGAGUUGCCGGUUCAUGACCGCGUUGUUACAAGACCAAGGCGUCGACGCCGAGUAUCUCGACCUCGCAGAUGUUAUCGACUUCACAGUGCCACAUAGCCUGGAUCAGCAUUUCUACGACAAUGUGGCCAGGAGGCUUGGUGGAAGACUACACAAUAUGACCGGCAAAGUUCCUGUCAUCACAGGCUACUUUGGCGCCAUUCCGCGUGGCUUGCUUACCACUGUAGGCAGGGGGUAUACUGACCUUUGCGCCGCUUUGGUUGCUGUCGGGAUAAAGGCGAAGGAGCUGCAGAUAUGGAAGGAAGUCGAUGGCAUUUUCACCGCCGACCCCCGCAAGGUCCCUACAGCCAAGUUGAUCCCUCAAAUCAGCCCUGCAGAAGCGGCUGAACUGACCUUUUAUGGAUCUGAGGUCAUCCACCCUUCCACAAUGGACCAGGUCAUCCGCGCACGAAUACCUAUACGCAUCAAGAAUGUCAUGAAUCCAAGAGGAGGUGGCACGGUCAUCUACCCUGAUACUCCGACCGAGCUGGAAUCUGGUUUGGCGGGCCACGACCCCACGCUAUUUCGCUCACGAAGUUCGACCCUUCUUUCGGAGCAAGGGAAGCCCAAGCGUCCGACGGCGGUGACCAUGAAGCACAAGAUCCUGGUGAUGAACAUCCAUUCCAACAAACGAUCGCUCUCGCACGGCUUCUUUGCUGGCAUCUUUGCCACACUGGACAAGUGGCGAUUGUCAGUUGAUGUGAUAUCCACCAGUGAGGUCAACAUGUCCAUGGCCUUGCACUCCGAAGCACCUCUGUAUACUGGUGGAGGUCACGACGAGUACCGGAUCGUGGACCAAGAUCUGCGUGGAGCGAUUGAGGAGCUGCAACGCUAUGGCACCGUUGACAUCAUUCCCGAGAUGGCCAUUGUCAGUCUCGUCGGGAAGCAGAUGAAGAACAUGGUGGGUAUCGCGGGUAGGAUGUUCUCGACGCUCGGGGAGAACAAUGUGAACAUUGAGAUGAUAUCACAAGGUGCGAGCGAGAUCAACAUCUCGUGCGUGAUCGCAGAGCGCGAUGCGGACCGGGCGUUGAACAUUCUGCACACCAAUCUGUUCACUUUCCUAGAGUCAUGA